AAACAUCGAUCAUCGAAUGGAAUUGACAUGUUUGACAAAAUAUUUUGUAACUAACCUCAAACUCGAACUUCGUACUUAUACUCAACUUUAACAAAAAAUCAUAUUUUAAACAAAAUCUUGGACAAUCUUGAUAGUUGUGUUAAUUAUUUGAUAUGAUACUUGAUGUUGUUCCUGGGGUAAUGAGUUGCCAUAUAACUUAGACAGUGACAAAGUGAGAGGAACAAGAAUAAGCUCACAGUAAUUUGACAACUAUAAAAUGGCAAAGAAUGGUAUGUGGAUCUCAUCCACUUCAAGCCUGUUGCAUGGUGUGCAGACCAUAAAUAAGAUUGACAACCAGAAGUUUCCGUUCGUUUUGAAUAGAAUCGUCCAGUUUCUGCAGAGCCCAACAGAGGCUGGUCGGCCGUUUACCGCUGACGAGGAAGAAAAGUUGAUUUCAACUCUUGAAGGCAUUGAGAACGCCGAUGACUUGCAAUCAGUCCUUGAAACGUCCACUUUCAUUUUCAGUCAGGCUAUCUACCAUCUAACCAAACCGGCUGUUCUACAGAAAGAUCUCAUGAGUGUUUUGCAAAUGACCGUUGAAAAAGCGGAAGCAUUCGCCACUGUUUGGACCAAUUGCGCCAAGUGCUUAGUCGACAAAAUAAGACAAAAGUCAAUACAGCCUGUUCAGCUGGAAAACGUGAAUUGGAUGCUGAACGUAACUGGCAGCUGCAGUACGAAAGGCAUCGUCAACGAGCCGAGAGCUGUGAUCGAGUUGCAGUUGAAAGACGAGAGCAGUGCAGGGGGCACAGGGGGCACCUCCAACAUAGUCAUGGACUUGAACCAUAAACAACUCUGCGCUCUCUACGAUACUUUGGAAACAAUACAGACCGCACUGGAUAAUCUGAGAUGAGAAAUCACUUCAGGAAUUUAGAAUAAAUUGUAUAAAAACAUAUUAUGAUGUAUUUUCCACUUGAAUAGUUUUUUUUUGUUGAUAAAAAUUAGGUUUCAAUACUAAAAGCAUGAUGAAUUUGAAUUUUGAGUCAAUAAAACUAUUCAAGUUGAAAAUACAAUAUAUUGGUUAGACUAUUACUCUAUGUUUGUAUUUCAUUAUUGAACUAUUCUAGGCCUAUAUCUCUGAUAACGUUAACGUAUCUCUGAUAACGUAUGUCCUCAAUUAUUGAUUUUCAAAUUCAUAUUAAUCGUUCACACACUAAGGACCAUGCACCAUGCACCAUCUAUUUCAUAGUGUUACAUUCAAAGUUUAGAGCAUAGCAGCGGAUCCCAUUCAAUUAAUCUCCAUUUAAAAUCUGAUCAAAAGUCUUUCUUGUUGUGAUACAAGUUAGUUUGUAUAAAAUACAAAUCAAUUUGUAGCAAAAUCAAAUUAUUUUGCAGUUUUAAAGUGUUACUAUUUUCCAAAUUUUGAAGAAAGUACAAAUCAUACUUUGAAAAAUGCUUCUAGCCGAAUAAAUAACGGCGGUGCUAGAUUGUAUGAAAUUAUGAUUUUACAAAUUUAUAAUUUCACUACAAUCAUUAUGAUAGUGUAAAUAUAAUUAGCUGUAUGCGUAGAAGCAGUUUUUAAUAUAAUUUUGUGAAUACCAUGAUUUGUAUUGAAAGAAAAUUGAAAUUUUCAAAUUAUAAUAAAGUUAUUAU
This is a messenger RNA of Nilaparvata lugens (brown planthopper), 1629 nucleotides long. Its product is annotated as COMM domain-containing protein 10. Bases 257 to 889 code for a protein of 210 amino acids. The transcript has 5 exons. Lineage: Eukaryota; Metazoa; Arthropoda; Insecta; Hemiptera; Delphacidae. The record is from RefSeq and is a predicted model, not a curated record.